Molecule: messenger RNA, 861 nt
Organism: Seminavis robusta
Lineage: Eukaryota; Bacillariophyta; Bacillariophyceae; Naviculales; Naviculaceae
Source: the annotation of a GenBank genome assembly
AUGGCAACAGCUCCUGCCAUGGAUAUCUUGGAAGGCGACCUGGUGGCCUUGAAUGACAAAGGCGUAAAGCUCUUGAUGGAAGGAGGUGAUUUGCAGGAGACUUUGCUGUCGUUUGCCACGAGCUUUGCAAUACUGGAACAGCAACUGUCAGGCAAUGGGCUGGCAGAACGGCUACAACAACAAGCCGUGUUCUCCACGAUAGCCGUGGAACCAAGAGCGAAUGAUUCCAGUGCCAACGCCAAUUCUUCGACUUCGACUUCCAACUCCAGUUCUGCCAGCAGCAAUACGGCCCCCUUCUCUUGUCGUUCCAGUCCAUCCACUUCCCAUCAUGCCUUCACUUCAAAUAACUUUUCCUUUUGGGAUCCACACAUGGGAGCACCGCUCUUAUCCAAGGAACAACUCUUUGUUUACCACAAGCCAGUCGAAUUUUCGUCCAAUGAUCAUCCAUUGUUUUGUCGGGCAGCACUGCAGUUCAAUGUAUCCUUGGCCAAUCAUUGCUUGGGAGUGCGCACGGGGGACUUGACCACCUUGCAAAACUCGGUCUUGCUCUAUGAUUUGGCCUUUCAAACCUUCAAGACAAUCUUGCUCCAACACUGUACACCCAGCACUCCAGAAGCCUACUGGGAACGGCUACAAGUGUACCUAUUGGCGUCUUGGAACAACCAGGCUACCAUUCACAUGGCCCUGAAGAAUCGAGACUAUGCCCGGGAUAUGCUCAAAGAACAAAAGGUCAUGAUUAUGGAUAUUCAUCGGAGGCAAACUCUCGGCCAAGAAAAGGCAGCACAAGUGUCCAACUUGAUGCAAGCCUUUCUGAUGAAUGAAUUCAUGGUGGAAGUUACAGCCAUGGCUUGCGUGGCUUGA